AUGGUGUACGGAUUGGGCACUAAUAGUGAGGGUCAGCUUGGGUUAGGACACAACACAUCCAUUGAAACACCACAACAAGUGCCAGAAUUAUGCCAUAAAAAUAUACAACAAUUUCUCAACGGAAAGGACUUUGUGUUGGCUAUAACGAGUAAUGACCACGUGUACAGUUGGGGCAAAAUUCGUUCCGUAGAACUCUUGGAAUGUGUUCAGUAUUUGCAUGAAUUGAAUCCACAGAUCAUUCACAGAGACCUCAAACCUGGCAAUGUGUUGAUCGCCGAUAACUUCUGACGAUUAUUCAACAUUGGCUAAAAGUUUAAAUAAAGCUAUUAAUACCCUGAAACAAAUAUUAUUAUCAAUGAUGUCUGCGCCAUUAUGGGAACAAAGGCCCGACUGCCGGGAUGUACUGGCUAAAUAUUCGGACUGGACAAUUGAUACCAUAUUAAUAAUUAAUGAUGGUG
This is a messenger RNA of Oppiella nova, 458 nucleotides long. NCBI's taxonomy places the organism in Eukaryota, Metazoa, Arthropoda, Arachnida, Sarcoptiformes, Oppiidae. The record is from the annotation of a GenBank genome assembly.